AUGGCUGACAAGAAGCUACCGGAGGUCGACCUGGUGACCCGCAUGCAGGUCGACGACUCUGUCGUUGGAAACACUGAGAUUGAUGAGUCGCUCUACAGUCGCCAGCUCUAUGUGCUGGGCCACGAGGCCAUGAAGCGCAUGGGCGCUUCCAACGUCCUCAUCGUUGGCCUCAAGGGCCUGGGUGUCGAGAUCGCCAAGAAUAUUGCCCUUGCAGGCGUCAAGAGCCUCACCCUCUACGAUCCCGGUCUGGUUGCCCUAGCUGACCUGUCCUCACAAUUCUUCCUGCACCCCGAGGACGUGGGCAAGCCGAGAGACGAGGUCACCGCGCCGAGAGUCGCCGAGUUGAACGCAUACACGCCCGUCAAGGUCCACCAGUCGUCAAGCCUGGGCGAGAACCUCUCCCAGUUCGACAAGUACCAGGUCGUCGUCCUGACCAGCCUUCCGCUGAAGCUGCAGGCGCUUAUCGGCGACUACUGCCACUCCAAGGGCAUCUACGUUGUUGCCGCCGAUACUUUUGGUCUGUUUGGUUCGAUUUUCUGCGAUUUCGGCGCCGACUUCACCGUCAUCGACCCGACCGGCGAGAUCCCUCUGACCGGCAUCGUUGCGGGCAUCGACGAGGAGGGCCUGGUUUCGGCUCUCGACGAGACCCGCCACGGACUCGAAGACGGCGACUAUGUCACCUUUUCAGAAGUCGAGGGCAUGGAGAAGCUGAACGGAGGCGAGCCGCGCAAGAUCACCGUCAAGGGCCCCUAUACCUUUUCAAUCGGCGACGUUUCCGGCCUGGGCCAGUACGUUCGCGGAGGUCUGUACCAGCAGGUCAAGAUGCCCAAGAAGAUCAACUUCAAGACGUUCUCCGCCGCGCUCAAGGAGCCCGAGUUCGUCGUGUCAGAUUUCGCAAAGUUUGACCGCCCGCAGCAACUGCACCUUGGUUUCCAGGCCCUGCACGCUUUCGUGGAGAGCCAGGGCCGGUUCCCCAACCCCCUGGACGACACGGACGCGACGGUGAUCCUGCGCUCCGCCGAAGCAUUUGCCAAGGCAGAGGGCGUCGACGUUGAAUUUGACGAGAAGCUGCUCAAGGAGCUGAGCUACCAGUCCCUUGGUGACCUGAACGCCAUGGCCGCCCUGUUUGGUGGAAUCACGGCCCAGGAAAUCCUCAAGGCCGUCUCCGGCAAGUUCCAACCCAUCCAGCAGUGGAUGUACUUUGACUCGCUCGAGUCUCUGCCGACCAGCACCGCCCGCACCGCCGAGCUCUGCAAGCCCCUCGGUAGCCGAUACGACGGCCAGAUUGUCGUUUUCGGCCGCGAGUACCAGGAGAAGAUUGCCAACCUGCGGCAGUUCCUCGUGGGUGCCGGUGCCAUUGGCUGCGAGAUGCUAAAGAACUGGGCCAUGAUUGGUCUCGGUACCGGUCCCAAGGGCAAGAUCACCGUCACUGACAUGGACUCCAUUGAGAAGAGCAACCUCAACCGCCAGUUCCUAUUCCGUCCCAAGGACGUUGGCAAGAUGAAGAGCGACUGCGCCGCCGAGGCUGUGCAAGCGAUGAACCCCGACCUAAUUGGCCACAUUGUGUGUCUGAAGGACCGCGUGAGUCCCGAGACGGAGGAGACCUUCAACGAGGAGUUCUGGAACAAUCUCGACGGCGUCACCAAUGCGCUGGACAACGUCGAGGCCAGAACAUACGUCGACCGCCGCUGCGUCUUCUUCCGCAAGCCCCUCCUCGAGAGCGGGACGCUCGGAACCAAGGGCAACACACAGGUCGUUCUACCCCAUCUCACCGAGUCUUACUCCUCGUCACAGGACCCCCCGGAGAAGGAGUUUCCCAUGUGCACGGUGCGCAGUUUCCCCAACAAGAUUGAGCACACCAUCGCGUGGUCCAAGGAUCACAUGUUUGAGAACCUAUUCAUCACGUCUCCUUCGACGGUCAACCUGUACUUGACGCAACCCAACUACAUUGAGAGCACAUUGAAGCAGGGUGGAAGCGCAAAGCUUACGCUUGAGACGCUUCGCGACUACCUCACCACCGAUCGCCCGCGGACCUUUGAGGAUUGCGUCGCGUGGGCGCGCAUUUUGUUCGAAAAGGAGUUCAACAACAAGAUCCAGCAGCUUCUGCACAACUUCCCCAAGGACUCGACGACCUCCACAGGCACCCCCUUCUGGUCCGGUCCCAAGCGCGCACCUGAGCCGCUCAAGUUCGACCCCAGCAACCCUACACACUUUGCGUUCGUCGUGGCGGCCGCGAACCUUCACGCAUUCAACUACAACAUCAAGUCUCCCGGCACCUCCAAGGACAUUUACUUGCGCGAGCUUGAGAACAUUAUCGUGCCCGAGUUCUCGCCCGCGGAGGGUGUCAAGAUUCAGGCCAACGACAGCGAUCCCGACCCUAAUGCCGAUGCCGGCGAGGGCAGCUCUUUUGACGACAACGACGAGCUGCAGAAGAUCAUCAGCAGCCUCCCUUCGCCUAACGAGCUUGCCGGCUUCCAGCUGCAGCCUGUGGAUUUCGAAAAGGACGACGACUCGAACCACCACAUUGACUUCAUCACGGCCUGCAGUAACCUACGUGCGGCCAACUACAAGAUUGAGCAAGCCGACCGCCACAAGACCAAGUUCAUUGCCGGCAAGAUCAUUCCGGCCAUUGCGACAACAACGGCGCUCGUCACUGGCUUGGUGAUCCUGGAGCUGUACAAGGUCAUUGACGGCAAGCAGGACCUCGAGCAGUACAAGAACGGGUUCAUCAACCUGGCGCUGCCCUUUUUCGGCUUCAGCGAGCCCAUUGGCAGCCCCAAGGUGGAGUUCAAGGGCCCCAACGGCAUCGUCAAGCUGGACAAGAUUUGGGACCGUUUCGAGGUCAACGACAUCACGCUCAAGGAGCUCUUGGAGCACUUUGAGAAGCAGGGGCUCACCAUCUCGAUGCUCAGCUCCGGCGUCAGCCUGCUGUACGCUAGCUUCUUCCCUCCGGCCAAGCUCAAGGACCGUCAGAACCUCAAGCUGAGCCAGCUCGUCGAGACGGUGUCCAAAAAACCCGUCCCGGCUCACCAGAAGGAGGUCAUAUUCGAGAUGGUAGCUGAGGAUGUGGACGGAGAGGACGUUGAGGUUCCUUACAUCAAAAUGAAGAUGGCGUAA
This is a messenger RNA of Colletotrichum orchidophilum, 3117 nucleotides long. Its product is annotated as ubiquitin-activating enzyme E1. Gene Ontology annotation, biological process: protein sumoylation. The record is from RefSeq and is a predicted model, not a curated record. NCBI's taxonomy places the organism in Eukaryota, Fungi, Ascomycota, Sordariomycetes, Glomerellales, Glomerellaceae. Gene Ontology annotation, cellular component: SUMO activating enzyme complex; cytoplasm. Gene Ontology annotation, molecular function: SUMO activating enzyme activity. The transcript is spliced from 4 exons. The coding region runs from base 1 to 3117 and encodes 1038 amino acids.